AUGUUGAUUUCAAUUGUUAUUAUCAUUAUCGUUAUAAUUUGUUUAGCUACUAUUUGGUUUUUAAAAACAUUAGGUUUAUUUAAAUCAAUUUCAAUAAAAAUUACACAACCACCAUUUAAUACAUUGACUAUAGUAUAUAAAUUUCAACGUGGUAAUUAUUCUAAAUCAUCUGAAAUAUUUAAAGAUAUUGAUAAAUAUUCAUCAUCUCAAGAUAAACUUGGUAUUUAUUAUGAUUGUCCUAAAACACCAGUUGAAAAACGACGAUUUGUUGUUGGUGCUAUUGUUGAUGAAGUAAAAGAUCGAGAAUUAAUAAAACAAAUGCAAAAAAAUAAUUAUAAAAUUUUUAAACUUCCACAACCUGUUCAAUCAAUUUAUACAACAUUUCCAUUUAAGAAUCUUUUAUCGAUUUUUAUUGCAAUUAUGAGAGUACCUUAUCGUUUAGGAGAUUAUAUUCAAAAAAAUAAAUUAGAAGCUCAUCCAUUUUUGGAAAUUUAUAAACGACCACUAAUUCAUUAUAUUAUACCAUUAAGUAAUUUUGAUGCUUAUAAUGUUCCUGAAAUCAACAAUGAAUGA
Molecule: messenger RNA, 573 nt
Organism: Rotaria sp. Silwood1
Lineage: Eukaryota; Metazoa; Rotifera; Eurotatoria; Philodinida; Philodinidae
Source: the annotation of a GenBank genome assembly